Messenger RNA from Sardina pilchardus (European sardine), 3079 nucleotides. It is a transcript of the gene gucd1, whose product is annotated as guanylyl cyclase domain containing 1. The coding region runs from base 574 to 1257 and encodes 227 amino acids. The transcript has 7 exons. The record is from RefSeq and is a predicted model, not a curated record. Lineage: Eukaryota; Metazoa; Chordata; Actinopteri; Clupeiformes; Clupeidae.
UGAGAAUGGCCGCUUUGCCCCUUCCUGCGCCGGAGGCCUGGUUCUUAUUCUUCAUACUUUUCAGCAUAGGCGCAUUCUUCAGCAUGUCAGGAAGAAUAAGAAAGCGGAUCUUGCUGCCUCUGAUGUAGACCUGCUCAAGCUGCGCCACUCGUCCAUCCCUGUAGGUCACUGUGAUGUUUGCCAUCUGGGGAAAUAAACAGGAAUCGCAACACUCCAGAACAAGUGGGGGCAGUAGUUUGGUAACCACCAAUACUAGUAGAAGAAGAAGAAAAGGAAGGAGUUGCGAUCGGAAAUGACCAGAAUCAGCUGUGUAAAAUCAACUCUACAUCUGUGGGAAAAUACCUCAGUUGUGAUCUUUUUUUAUACUAACACUAAGCCAGUAAUGCUCAUCCUGUAGGGCUGUAUGAAUAACACAGAGUUCUCUGUUGGAUAUACAAAGUUCAGCACAUUAAGUCAGUCAUCAACAGUGCUUAAUAUAAACAUAAACUAACGUUAAAUGAGGCAGCCUUGCAUUGCCGCAUUAUCGUUGUAAACACCGGAGACUCUUCUUUGGGAAAGAAUUGUUGGUUCAGAAUGUCAGAUGAUGUUGUCCUGUUGAAUGUACCUGUAAUCCGGCAGCUCUAUCACUGGGACUGUGGACUGGCUUGCUCACGAAUGGUUCUAAAAUACCUCCACCCUGUGAGCGAGGAAGACUUCCAGAGUGCGUGCUGGGACCUGAAGUUGACAGAGAGUGUAUGGACUAUUGACCUGGCCUACCUGAUGUGUCACCUGGGGGUCAAACAUCGCUUCUGCACACAGACUCUCGGGGUAGACAAGGGCUUCAAGAACCAGUCUUUCUAUAAGAAGCACUUUGACACGGAGGAGGACCGGGUCAAUGAGCUCUUCCUGUGUGCUGAGAGCAGAGGGGUUAUGGUGAAGAAGUGCUCUGUGAGUGUACAGGAGCUUCAGGCCCACGUGUCCGAGGGCCAUGUGGCUAUCGUGCUGGUGAACGCGGUGCUGCUGGUCUGUGAGCUCUGCUCCAUCCCGGUCAAGUACUGCUGCUUCCUGCCCGUGGGACAGAAGUGCUUCUGCAAGAAGCCAGACUACCAGGGCCACUUCGUGGUGGUGUGCGGAUUCAACCGCACCAACGGAUCCGUCUUCUACAACAACCCCGCCUUCUCCGACCGGGUGUGCUGCACCAGCAUCACUAACUUUGAGGAGGCCCGCCGCAGCUAUGGCACCGACGAAGACAUCCUCCUCAUCUUCAAGGAGAGCUGAUCACCAGCGGCAACGAUCCCAGCUGACAGAGUAGACUCCCCAUCAUCGCUUUCCCAUCAGCCACCUGUGCCCCUUGGCUGACGCCUGGAGUGGUAUGGGCACAGAGUCUGGACUGUAUUAGAGCAAUGCCCCCACCCACCCACACACACCCACGAGUGUCCAUCUCCAGGACAUGAUGUGCUGCUACUCAAUGAAUUCCCCCCCCACCCCUGAAACAUUAGCUGGACACCCAUGCAAGCAGAAGCAUCAGCUGUAAAUGACAUCACAAUGACACCGCUCACCUGUGCGUCUCCAUUGGCCACUCCCAUUGGGUGCAGUUAUGAGUUUGUGCUGCCGUCUGGGCUCUGAUUGCGAGUUACUCUGCGUGACCGGUCCGGCCCUUGGAAGAGCAGCCUUUGCGGAGAGGUUGGGGGCGAGGAGUACAAAUGGACUGAUUAUGGAGUCUGCAGAACAGUGUCUGUGUCGCUAAGUAGUUGUGUGUAGUCUCCUGAGGAAGCCUUGUGCAUUCACUAAACCAGUGUUUGAAGACUUGUUUUGAAAAUGGGUGAAAGUGGGAGGAUCUGGUCCAUAAACUCAGGUAGCACCCAUGAAGACAAACGUGUGAACUGUCAAAUGAGAGCAGAGUUGUGCAGAGUUGACACCCCCACCCUCUGCCGCUCCUGCCCCCUUAUGCCCUCACUCACCCCAUCCCUCUGCCCUGACACCCCCUCUCCCCACUCCCUGUGUUCAACUGCAGCAGGGCUGAACCAGUACUGUAUUUUAACAUCAUAUGGUAAAACAUGAACACCAUUACUGUAUUCUAACACCAUAAGGUAAAAGAUGAACUCCAGUACUGUAUUCUAACACCAUAGGGUAAAAGAUGAACUCCAGUACUGUAUUUUAACACCAACACCAUUACUGUAUUCUAACACCAUAAGGUAAAAGAUGAACUCCAGUACUGUAUUCUAACACCAUAAGGUAAAAGAUGAACUCCAGUACUGUAUUUUAACACCAUAAGGUAAAAGAUGAACCUCAGUACUGUAUUCUAACAUCAUAAGGUAAAAGAUGAACCCAGUAUUAUAUGUGAGUAUUUGGAGAGGGGCUGAACCCAGUGUUGUGUUUGUACUGUAUGUAGAGGGGGAACUGAACCAAGUAUUGUAUGUCAGUAUGUAGAGGGUGGGCUAAAUCCGGUAUUGUGUUGGUACUGUAUGAGAGUAUUUGGAGGGGGGUGAACACAGUGCUGUAUGGAUACUCUAUGUGAGCACUGGGGUCUGUCUAUGGAGGCUUGGAGCUGCAAUCACCAGUGGACACGUGAUCCAGUAGACACGAGUGCUCCGACUGCUGUGCACUCUCCAUGCGUACCUCAGACGGCGGCCAAAUCCUCACGCUGGCGUCCUGAGAUGCCCCGCUGCACGUGGGCCGGGGUGGGGCCGGGCCGAGGAGGAGGCCCCUGGGUGCUGAGCUCAUGCGUGCAUGUACAACUUCUACCAAAUGUCUUCGGACAAACUGCUAUGUGGGGGGUGCAAAUCAAUUAAAGACUGUUGAAUUAAUUUCAUUAUGUCCCAAGUCAUCACGGACGGCACUAUUUGUCAUUUGUCUUUUUAAAUGUAUGGGUGAAAGGAUUGCACUAAAGAAUUAUGUCAGCCAUAACGGAGUGUUUUGUUUUUUAAAUCACCUGUUCUGAGCUCUGAGUGUCUGAACAGAAUGUAUUUAAUUUCAAUUAAGCGCUACCUGUUUUCUUAAGGAGGAAAAUAUAAUGACACACUUUAUUUUUUAAGAAAUGAUGUAUACAGUUGCAUUUAGUGAUCAAUAAAAGUAUAUGUUGUUUAUUUUAAUGAUGCAA